CAACACCUCCCACCCCGUACAUCCCAUCCGCUACCGCUACCUCAGCCGCAUCCUUUCCCCCUCGUCCCCCUCCAUACACUCCUCCGUACCCACUCUAUCCUCACAAAGAAUGUCCUCUAUCAUCAACACCCUCUUCGGCACUCGCAAGACGCCCGCCGAGAAGCUCCGUCAGCAUCAGCGCGCCCUACAGAAGGCACAGAGGGAGCUGGAUCGCGAGAGGACCAAGCUGGAGCAGCAGGAGAAGAAGCUAGUGGCAGAGAUUAGACAGAAUGCAAAGCAGGGACAGAUGUCCGCCUGCAAGAUCCAAGCAAAGGAUCUCGUAAGGACAAGAAAGCACAUACAGAAAUUCUACCAGAUGAAAACACAGCUGCAGGCCGUCUCGCUCAGGAUACAGACGCUGAGGAGUAAUCAGCAGAUGGGAGAGGCAAUGAAGGGUGCUACAAAGGCAAUGGGCAUGAUGAAUCGCUCAAUGAAUCUCCCACAGGUACAACGGAUCAUGCGUGAAUUUGAGAGAGAGAGCGAGGUGAUGGACAUGAAGGAGGAGAUGAUGAGCGAUGCCGUCGAUCAGGCAAUGGACGACGAGGCAGACGGGAUCGGUGAGGAAGAAGAAGGAGAUGCGAUCCUCAAGGAGGUCUUGGAUAGUAUUGGUGUUGAUCUGAGUCAGAGCCUCGGCGAGGCACCCACAGCAUCACUCAAUGACCCUAUAGCAGCUCCGCAGCGAGUCGCCAUCGGCGAGGAGAUGGGCGCCGGUGUCGGUGGUGCUGGUGGGGGUGGAACGAGCGAUGAAGAUGCUUUGCAGGCUAGAUUGGACAUGCUGAGGAGGGAUUGA
Molecule: messenger RNA, 829 nt
Organism: Microstroma glucosiphilum
Lineage: Eukaryota; Fungi; Basidiomycota; Exobasidiomycetes; Microstromatales; Microstromataceae
Product: Snf7-domain-containing protein
Exons: 5
Coding region: 110-829 (239 amino acids)
Biological process (GO): late endosome to vacuole transport; endosome transport via multivesicular body sorting pathway; protein transport
Cellular component (GO): ESCRT III complex; multivesicular body
Source: RefSeq, a predicted model, not a curated record